UAUCGUUGGCAUCAUAACCUAUUUGUUGUUUGUGUAACUUACUGUUUUUCAUUUUUGCUAAAUAUAGCUCAAUUAAUGAUUACAUAUUAAGUAAAAUAUAUUAGUGUUAACACUUGGCUCAUAAAAUGGCGCCAAUAGUGAAGAAUUCAUUAGAUGACACAGAUUCAGGCUCAGAUUCUGAUAGUGGGUCAAGUGCGAGUCGCAGUAAGAGUCCCAGCCCUGCGCCUGGUAAAGAAGGCAGCCAAUCGAGAUCAGUAUCUCGCAGCCCAGCAAAAUCAGGAAGUGAAUCUCCGAAAUCCAACCGCUCUGCUAACUCCAGGAGAUCUUCAAAUGCAUCCAGAAGCAAGUCUAACUCACCAGCACGCUCUAACAGAUCUCGUUCAGGGUCAGCGCAAAGCAACAAGUCUGGAUCAUCAAGAUCCAAUGCUUCUGGUAGCCCUAAACAAAGAGCUUCAAGGUCCAGAAGUGGUUCUCGAAGGUCUCGGUCAGGUUCAGCAAGUGGACGGUCACGAUCGGGUACCCCUAAAAGCCGUUCAGCUAGCCCAAAGUCAGGACCACAGAGCCCUAAGUCCAGAUCCCAGUCCCCAAAAUCCAGAUCACAGAGUCCUAAAUCCCGUUCACAAAGUCCAAAAUCAAGGUCACAAAGUCCAAAGUCUGGUGCUAAGAGUAGGUCUAGAUCAAAGUCUGCCAGUGCAAGUCCUAAGAGUAGAAAGUCUAGGUCCAGGUCCGGAAGUGCUUCUUCCAAGAGUCCAGCAAGGUCUGAAGCACAUGACAGCAGGUCUAACUCUCCGGGGCUCAUGAUUGAUGAUGCUCAGACUAAGGAAAAGUCGAAGAGUCGUUCCAGAUCUGGGUCGAGACAAUCGAAGUCAAAAAGUCGUUCCCGAUCACGGUCUAAAAGCUCUGAAGCUGAUGUUGGAGAGAAAAAGAAACGUGCAGUGCUCUCCGACUCGGAAAGUGAUGGCGGUACAAAAGCUACUCCCAAACGGAAGAAGGCAGGUUCCGACAGUGGCUCAGAGACCAGUGACAAACCUAAGAAGAAGUCCAAGAAAAUUGUGGACUCUGAUGAUGAUGAAGAGGGGAAGAAGGAAGAGGGAGAUGGAGUAACUGCGGACGCGCUAUUCGGAGACGCGUCCGACAUAAGUACAGAAGAUGAGGGCGGGGCUGACAAAGCAUCAGAGAAGUCUCGGUCUCGCAGCCGGUCGAGGAGCCGCAGCCGUAGCCGAAGCCCCCAGGAGGCACGGCGAUCGGGAGACGAGGCCAGGGCUAGUGGAGAUGAGCAGGAACCUCGUGAAAAACCAGAGGAAGAGGAGGAAGUUGAGAUUCCCGAGACCAGGAUCGAUGUGGACAUGCCCAAGAUAUGGACUGAGUUGGGCAAGGAGCUGCACUUCGUGAAGCUGCCUAACUUCUUGUCGGUGGAAACUAGACCUUAUGAUCCUAAUACAUAUGAAGAUGAAAUUGAUGAGGAGGAAACCCUUGAUGAGGAAGGUCGUGCCAGAUUAAAAUUGAAAGUGGAGAACACAAUGCGUUGGCGCACGGUAUUCGACAAGGAAGGGAACGCGGUGAAGGAGUCCAAUGCGCGCAUGGUGAAAUGGUCCGACGGUAGCAUGUCACUACAUCUGGGGUCUGAAAUAUUCGACGUGUAUAAACAACCUCUACAUGGCGACCACAACCAUCUAUUCGUCCGCCAAGGUACAGGUUUACAAGGACAAGCAGUGUUCCGUACGAAGUUGUCCUUCAGGCCACACUCCACGGAGUCCUUCACUCACAGGAAGAUGACUCUGUCCCUCGCUGACCGGUCUACCAAGACGUCUGCUAUUAAGAUUCUGUCACAAGUUGGAGCUGACCCUGAUGCUGAUAGGAAGUAUCAGUUGAAGAAAGAGGAGAUGGAGCUUCGUGCAGCGAUGCGCUCUCGUGCGUCGACGCGCCCGAAGCGUCGCGGGGGCGGAGCCCGGGCCGCCGCCGGCGGGCAGAGGGACGACUCGGAGGACGAGGGCGGCGUUUCACUCGCUGCCAUCAAGAACAAGUACAAACAGGGACAGAAAGCUUCAGCAGGCGCGGCGAUAUACUCAUCAGAAUCAGACGGUUCUGACGUGGAGACGCGUCGAGCUCGUCGUCUGGACCGCGCCAAGGCACUGAAGGACUCUGAUGAUGAAGGCAGCGACCAUGCAGACCAGAACACUCCUCGAAGGACCAGCAGCGCCAGCGGCUCUGGCAGUGGAAGUGGCAGCGAGUAAUGGACAAUGACCGAAGAAAAAGACAAGGCUAGCAACGCACCUGUGACUCAUCUGGUGUUGCGGGAGUCCAUGGGCGGCGCUGAUCGCUUACUAUCGGGUGAUCUGCCUGCCCUCUAUCAUAAUUAAUUAGAUGAACGCGCGAAACAGUACAGUAAGGAAAUUGACCCGUAUUGUUACAACAGUAAGAAAGAAAUUCCUGUAACUACGAUUUGACUGAAAUAAUAGAACCAUUAACCUGUGAAGUGUCGGAACCCAGAUCUACGCGAGACAAUGUGUUUUCUAUUGCAUCUUAUACAUAUAUCGACAGACAAGAGGUUAAUCUCGGUUUACGUUUUGAUCGUACCGUUAACAUCUUUUAUUAUAAAACUCAUUUAAUGAAUGUAUUGUUUAGUUAAUUCUGAUAAAACAACUAUAUUGUGUGACUUAUACUUUAAAGUUGUGAUUAAGUAAGUUGUAAAUAUAUUUAGUUAUUUAACUAAAUUGCUAUUGUUUUACUUCUAAAAGUCUGCUGUGUCGUUGGUCGAGUACACUUAUAAAUAAUAUACAUCUAUUGACUACUUAGUUUUGGAUUUGAUCCUCUGAGUGGACCUACUAAAGAUGGUAAUUUUUUCACGUUCUGAGAACAGAGUAUUCAAUCUCUGUGUUCCAUUUUCGUGUUUGCUAGAUGGCGCUAGUGUUGAUUUAAGUCCGGCUAGUCCUAUCACAUACAGUAAGAG
This is a messenger RNA of Spodoptera litura, 2950 nucleotides long. It is a transcript of the gene Atu, whose product is annotated as Another transcription unit. NCBI's taxonomy places the organism in Eukaryota, Metazoa, Arthropoda, Insecta, Lepidoptera, Noctuidae. Gene Ontology annotation, molecular function: RNA polymerase II C-terminal domain phosphoserine binding. Gene Ontology annotation, cellular component: nucleus; Cdc73/Paf1 complex. Gene Ontology annotation, biological process: positive regulation of transcription elongation by RNA polymerase II; transcription elongation by RNA polymerase II. The record is from RefSeq and is a predicted model, not a curated record.